Rhinichthys klamathensis goyatoka is the source of this 1320-nucleotide messenger RNA. Its product is annotated as P2Y purinoceptor 1. Gene Ontology annotation, molecular function: neuropeptide receptor activity. Gene Ontology annotation, cellular component: membrane. Gene Ontology annotation, biological process: G protein-coupled receptor signaling pathway. The coding region runs from base 92 to 1078 and encodes 328 amino acids. The record is from RefSeq and is a predicted model, not a curated record. The transcript has a single exon. NCBI's taxonomy places the organism in Eukaryota, Metazoa, Chordata, Actinopteri, Cypriniformes, Leuciscidae.
CAUGCUCUCACUUCCUGUGACACAUUUUCAUGUGCGAGAAUGUCAUACAUAUCUUCCAGCCUCCAUCAAGAAAGUCUGAUAAUCGUCUCCAAUGAUGGAGACCAACUCAACCUGUCAAUUUGUCAAUUUUGAUUUUACGCACAAAUUUUUGCCCUCAGUCUACGUGACUGUUUUCACUCUUGGAGUGAUUGCCAACUGCUUGGGGCUGAAAUCUGUGCAUGAUAACUGGAAGAAAAUGGGCAAUGUAAAUAUAUUUGUGCUCAACCUUUGCCUGGCAGACAUUUUAUAUCUUUUGACUUUGCCUUAUUUGGUGGUUUACUACGCAUCCAACAGCGAGUGGAUAUUUGGAGAUGUUUUCUGCAAGAUUUUAAGAUUGUGUUUUUGCAUCAAUCUGUACGGCAGCAUUGGUUUCCUCACGUGCAUCAGCGUCUACAGGUAUCUCGGCAUCGUGCACACUUUGAGAGUUAAAGGCAGAAUUGCAGCCAAACACUCUGUGGUGAUUGUUUCGCUGGUCUGGUUUUUUGUUUUUCUUCAGUGUCUGCCUGAUAUGUUUUUUGACAAAACCUCCAGCAACAAAACAACUUGUUUUGACACAACUUCGGACCAGCACAUUAGGGAAUACCUGAAGUACAGCAUCGGAAGGACGGUUGUUGGAUUCGGGAUCCCGUUGUUAAUCAUGUUAUGCUGCUACGGACAUGUGGCGUUUACUCUGAUGACCAAGAAAGACAUCGAUGUCAUCUUGAAGCUGAGGUGUAUCAGGCUGGUUGUCGUUCUCACGCUGCUCUUCUCUAUUUGUUUCAUUCCUUAUCAUAUUUUUAGAAAUUUCAACUUGGCGACUCGAAUCUCCAAGCUGGACGGCUCGUGUCUGAAAUGGUAUUCUGAUGUGUACAUCGCAAACCAGGUUGGUAAUGCAAUGGCCUGCAUGAAUAGUGCGAUCAACCCACUGGUUUACCUCUUUAACAGUGAUGAACUGCUAAUGAAGUGUUUUAUGAGGUGCAGACGAGCACGCCAAUCUCCCGAUGUUGUGGAGGAAUCACCCUUUCAGACGCAUAAUAUUGACAGCAUGGCCAUGAAAUAGAGAUGAAUGGAGAUUCUUUGCAUGAUAACUUUUUUUCUUGCCUCGAGGUUUACAGUGAAUAAAAUGAUUCUUAUCUCGUUAAUUUUUAUGUUACAUGCGGUUGCCCUCCAUUUCAGUAGGCUAGCACAUCUUGUGACAGGAUAUGAAUUUACCGCUUCACUGGAUUAUGUCACACAGAACUGAGUUUGUUCUUAUUGUGUUCCAGUUCGAAGCAAGGACAUGCUUAUGGGAUAAUCAUAGCU